Nothobranchius furzeri (turquoise killifish) is the source of this 5564-nucleotide messenger RNA. RefSeq names its product BTB (POZ) domain containing 3b (gene btbd3b). NCBI's taxonomy places the organism in Eukaryota, Metazoa, Chordata, Actinopteri, Cyprinodontiformes, Nothobranchiidae. Gene Ontology annotation, biological process: dendrite morphogenesis; cerebral cortex development; neurogenesis. Gene Ontology annotation, molecular function: protein binding. The record is from RefSeq and is a predicted model, not a curated record. Gene Ontology annotation, cellular component: cytosol.
AGAGGCUGAGCGGAGCAUCGCAGCAUCUCAGCGCCAGCAUCCUGCCGAGGACUCUGCUCCACGGAGGAGAGGAGGAGAAAAGAGACUCUGUGCUGCAUGGAGGGAAGGACAGAGGAGGACUGGUAGUUGAGGACAGGCAGUGAGGGGAAGGGAAACACAGAGGGGGGUAGAAGUGCUCAACGACAGGACCUGAGUGAACAGAGCUGCCUGAGGACCACUGCAGCUAUACUAAAUCUGGAGCUGUCAGGAAAUCUCAGCAUCCAACGCAAAAGAGGAGAAAAGAAGUGUUUUGAGGCGCUGAGCUUAUCCCUCUGGAUAAGCAGGGAUGGGAGUCCCGAGAGCGUCUACAUCACCAGAUCAAACUUCAAACAACAACUCUGCUGCGGGAUCACCAGUUUGAGCCGACCGACUAAAACCAGGACAUGUUCCGGUAGUUCCCCGAGCCAAACAUCCGCUGUCCCCCCAGCACACCUGCCUGCUCCUGGCGGAUGUCUUCUCUGCACGCGCUCCCACUGCUCGGCAGUUGAACACACUCAUGGUCGAUGCCAAGGGACGGAACAUGAAAUGUCUGACUUUCUUUUUAAUGCUUCCUGAGUCGGUGAAAAGCAAGUCAAGCAAAAGCGCCAAGAAAGGGAGCACCAGCGGCAGCUCCAAGCUGCCCCCAGUCUGUUACGAGAUCAUCGCUCUUAGGAGCAAGAAGAAGAAGAAGAUGUCAGCGGAGAUUUUCCCCACCAAGAAGCCAGCAUCAUCCACCACCACCACCACGGUGCAACAGUACCAGCAGCAAAACCUGAACAACAACAACACCGUACAGAACUGUAACUGGCAGGGACUCUACUCAACGAUACGAGAAAGAAACUCUGUGAUGUUCAACAAUGAGCUGAUGGCGGAUGUUCAUUUUGUUGUGGGCCAACCUGGAAGGACCCAGCAGCUGCCGGGCCACAGAUAUGUAUUAGCAGUGGGCAGCUCCGUGUUUCAUGCCAUGUUUUACGGGGAACUUGCUGAAAACAAGGAUGAAAUCCUCAUACCAGAUGUGGAACCAGCAGCAUUUCUGGCAAUGCUUAAGUACAUCUACUGUGAUGAAAUCGACCUGACUGCUGACACCGUGCUGGCUACUCUUUAUGCUGCUAAGAAAUACAUCGUCCCUCACCUGGCACGUGCCUGCGUCAACUUCCUGGAGACGAGCCUGAGUGCUAAGAACGCCUGCGUGCUGCUCUCCCAGAGCUGUCUGUUCGAGGAGCCCGAGCUGACACAGCGCUGCUGGGAGGUGAUUGAUGCCCAAGCUGAGCUGGCGUUGCGUUCAGAGGGCUUCUGCGACAUUGAUGCGCAGACCCUGGAGAGCAUUCUGCAGCGAGAGACGCUCAACGCUAAAGAGAUCGUGGUUUUUGAGGCUGCACUUAGCUGGGCUGAGGCGGAGUGCCAAAGACAGGAGCUCACAACUUCAACUGAUAACAAGCGUAAAGUUUUAGGCAAGGCCAUGUUCCUGAUACGUAUCCCAACAAUGGCUCUGGAUGACUUUGCAAAUGGAGCAGCUCAGUCAGGCGUGUUGACACUUAAUGAGACAAAUGACAUCUUCCUGUGGUACACGGCAGCGAAAAAGCCCGAGCUGCAGUUUGCCAGUCAGCCCAGGAAGGGUCUGACGCCCCAGCGCUGCCACAGGUUCCAGUCCUGUGCCUACAGAAGCAAUCAGUGGCGCUAUCGGGGCCGCUGUGACAGCAUUCAGUUUGCUGUGGAUAAAAGAGUUUUCAUCGCUGGCUUUGGUCUUUAUGGAUCCAGCUGCGGCUCAGCUGAGUACAGUGCCAAGAUAGAGCUGAAGCGUCAGGGCAUCCUGUUGGGACAAAACCUCAGCAAGUACUUCUCGGAUGGAUCCAGCAACACCUUCCCAGUGUGGUUCGAGUAUCCGGUCCAAAUAGAGCCGGAUACAUUCUACACCGCCAGCGUGGUUCUGGAUGGAAACGAGCUGAGCUACUUUGGGCAGGAAGGGAUGACGGAGGUGCAGUGUGGCAAAGUGACCUUUCAGUUCCAGUGCUCCUCAGACAGCACCAACGGCACCGGGGUGCAGGGAGGACAGAUCCCCGAACUCAUCUUCUACGCUUGACAACACCUGCUAAAACAGGAAUGUAUCACCCCGUGGACGGUGUCCGGCACUGAUGUUUAUUUUUGUCACAACUAGAUCCUAGAGCUUUUAGAAAACGGCCCCCUCGAGCUGGACCAGAGAAAUGUUUCACGAUGCUGAAUCCUUUAGUCCGAGAGGCCGAGUCUAACGUUACAAGAAUAUAUUGCACUAGAUGUGCGUGUAAAUAGGAACACGUGUAAAUUCUCUAAUGUACAGAUGUGGCGGCCAUGCAGGCCGUAAAAAUACCUUCUAUAAUAAAGAUGCUGCAGUAUGUUUAUCGUUUCUAUGCUUGCAUAGAGGGCACACAUAGAGCAGCAAUACUUCACAUCCUGUACUCAGUGCUGAUCAUUUCAUGCCUUCACUCAGACUGGACCAUAUGAGGCGUCAUGGAAGAGAAAAAUGGCCACGAUGACUUUCAGAACCAUGAAUUUCUUCUUGUAUCUAAUAGUUUUGAUUUACAGUGGCUUCGGUUGAAUUUGCAGCUUUUUGAUUUCUUCCUAUUGAAGCUUUAAGGAGGUCUGGAGCACUAAACAUCGUGACUCGUGCAACUUCCUCCGGCCUCUAACGUGUUGCACCUACAUCUUUUAGUUCAUUCGAGGCCUCAGAGAAAGCACGAGCUGCUUCUCUGCUGCUGUUUUGGAUUCAUAAGGACAGUGGCGGUUCUACAUGGAAUUACUCUCCGGGCAAGGCAUCCCUUGAGCGCCUCGCUAUUCUCCUCUUCACACACACGGUGCUCGCCUGAACCCUCUCAGUGAGCAGGAGCGCAUGCAGCUGCAGGGGGCGCCAAUGUGCUGGUUCCAAUCCAGACAGUGAUGUCUGGCAGAUACCGUAAUUUCCGGACUAUAGAGCGCACCUCAAUAUAAGCCGCACCGGGCUAAAAGCCGCAGAUAUCUACUGAAUUGAAAACGUAGUUUAACUGAACGUAACUGGACUGAUCGGUAUCAAGCAAAACAGAAAAGUUAUUGAUUAGUUUAUUCAUCGUCCUCCUGCACACUGAAACCACUGAAGUCUUCUUCUUCUUCAGUGUCGGAGUUGAACAGCCUCAGAAGAGCUUCGUCACAUACCUUUUCUGUGGCGAUGUCCGUGUCGCUGUCCGUGUUGCUGUCAUCAUCCCGGGAGAAGCUGGCUUGAAUGAGUUCUUCCCGCUGCCGUCUCCAGCGCCGAACCAUGGAUUCAUUCAUGCCAAGCUUACAUGCGGCAGCACUGUUUCCCUCCUUUACUGCCAGAUCGAUGGCCUUCACCUUAAAUGCUGCAUCAUAUGAACUCAUACGUGUAGGUACCAUGAUGAGGGGGGAUGGAUUUGAAACAAAUUCUUCGUGGUGCCGGCUGCUUGCAUGUGCUAAAUUAAAAUGAGCACUUUCUUCCAUUUCCACUUGGACUUCCACCUGUUUCACUUCCUGCUAAAGCGCCCCCUAGUGGCAGGAGAAGGAAAAUCUUCAGUAAAGCCGCACCUCAUUAUAAGCCGCAUGGUUCAAAGCGUGGGGAAAAAGUAGCGGCUUAUAGUCCGGAAAAUACGGUAUUUGUUGCAUCACAGGUUUCUUUUUUUUUUUUUUUUUUACUCAGCGAUUGUGCGCCCCCUUUGUGUCAUGAAAAAAUGCUGCCCCGGGUAGCCGCCCGGUCCGCCCGUGCCUAAAACCGCUACUGCAUAACGAGAAGAAAACAAGAAAAAGAAACUUGAUGUUUGCUUAAGAUAAUUUUUUUUGUUGGUUUUGAAGGAGACUGGAUGUGAGCGGGGGACAAAACCAACUUAUGCUAAUCACAUUAGAUUAUAAUGAGGUGACUCGUGAGUUGUUUUGGUUCUGGUUUGGCUUCUUGCUGUUGAACAGGAUAGGAAAUAAGACCAGAUACCCCAACAGAAAGGAAAAUAAGAGCUCUAUUUGAGUUUUUGUCCUCCACUGAAUAAAAACCAUAAGUAACAUAAGAUCCUCAUCUGUGCCCCAGACAAGCUGGUUCCCAAAGUCAGAGACUCUCUUGGUCAGCUUGCUUCUCACACCAAACCUUCUGUCAGGAAUCUUAGUGUGACCUUUGACCCAGCUCUCACCCUGGAUUCUCAUGUCAGUUCUCUUGUUGGCUCUUCCUUCUUCCAUCUCAGGAAUGUUGCUAAGCUGAGUCCCAUUCUGUCUCGCUCUGAACUUGAUACAGUUCUCCACACCUUCAUCUCCUCACGCUUAGACUACUGUAACUCUCUUUUCACGUGUCUGAGCAGAACCUCCCUGAACCGUCUACAGGUGGUUCAGAACGCCUGUGCUCGGCUUCUGACCAAGUCCUCCAAACACACCCACAUCACCCCGCUUCUCCUCCAGCUUCACUGGCUGCCAGUCAACUUCAGGGUUCAUUUCAAGAUCCUGGUUCUGGUCUAUAGGGCCUUACAUGGACAAGCACCAUCUUACAUUGGUGAUCUUCUUAGUCCCUACACCCCCAGCAGGUCCCUGAGGUCCAGUGAUCAAAGCCUACUGGUUGUGCAGCACCAGGCUAAAGGUCAAAGGUGACAGAUCAUCUGCUGCUGUGGCCCCCAGACUCUGGACCUCUCUCCCCCUGAGCCUGAGAUCAGUGGACUCAGUGGUCUCCUUUAAAAAGCAGCUGAAGACUCACUUGUUCAAGCUGGCUUUUGUAUGACCUUCUUCACCUCUCUCUCUUUAUUCUGCUCUCCCCACCUAUUCCACCUUCCUCAGGAUCCACUGAUUUCCCUCCUUCCUAUUAAUUUAUCUUUCCCUUUCCUCACAUUUUUUAUCCACGUUAUUUAUUUAUUUUGAUUGUAAACACAUUUUUCAAUCUUUCUUUUUAAAAUCUUUUUGCAGUUUUUGUUCUUGUGAAGAGCCUAACGACGCCGCGUAAAAGAUCGUUUUCUUUCUUUCUUUCUUUCUUUCUUUCUUUCUCUCUCUCCAUCCAUUCUGUGCAUACACUUCAGAUCACAUUACAAAAAAAUGCCUGCUGAUGUUUUGAGAGAUCUAAUGAAAUUAAAAAAUCAUUCACCAAAUUCAUUAUUUAGGUAGAAUAAAAGACUUCUAGUGUAAUUUAUUUCUACCUGCCUCCGCCGGAGCACUAGCAGACCGCUUCCAUUCCAUCUGACAUGUACUACUAAUUAUUCUGGCGCCUCGGUUUUGUUUACAGAGAAAAAGAUCAAUGAAUCAGAGUUAGAAGCUGCUGUUUAUUUGAGGGACUUUUACUUCUCUUUGUGCACUUCCUCCAAAAGCGAUCAAACACUUUUGGUAGUUGCAGAAUCCCACCGUACGUGUCACACACUUGCACUGGUGUCGCGAACAAGUUGGGUUUUUUUGUUCAUGAUUUGGGGAAUUAUUAUGAUGCUUGUUGUUUUGGACAGUCUCGAGCACUGGAUGGUAACAAGUAGGUAAAAUGGUGUUUGUGCCCUGUGUUUAAGAGCUGGAAGAGCCGACGAAUGUGUGUGUAUGGUUGUUGAUGAUGCAAAUAAACUAAAGUUGUAUACACU